This is a messenger RNA of Bicyclus anynana (squinting bush brown), 2610 nucleotides long. Its product is annotated as venom serine protease Bi-VSP. The coding region runs from base 146 to 1504 and encodes 452 amino acids. Gene Ontology annotation, molecular function: serine-type endopeptidase activity. The record is from RefSeq and is a predicted model, not a curated record. Gene Ontology annotation, biological process: proteolysis. Lineage: Eukaryota; Metazoa; Arthropoda; Insecta; Lepidoptera; Nymphalidae. The transcript is spliced from 10 exons.
UCCUCACAAGUUGAAUACCUUUGUAACGAGUCAAUCGUGUGACGCUGCAUACAAACUAAGUAUUAGGUCAAUAUUAAACAUAUUUUGUGUUUAGUUAUUCAAUAUAAAUGUUAAUAGUUAAGUGUAAUUUUAUUUUGUAUUAGAAAUGAUUUCUUUGACGUUUGUGUUGUUGUGUUUUGUGUUGUGUCCGUUUUGUGUGUGCCGUGAAGAAGGGGAAGCGUGCAAAAUAUCGGUGAACAAUGUGACGAACCUGGCGGGGACUUGCAAGAGAAUCGACAAAUGCCCUUAUGCGAUGAAAGUGCUCUACGAAGAUGAGAAGAAACCCCCGAUGUGCUGGUGGGAUGAUGACGUCCGUAUAGUGUGCUGCCCCACAGCCGACGUGUUCUACCGCACGGGGGUCCACGGCAGGCUGUACGACUCCAGCAGCGAUGGGGUCAAGCGCUCUGCCAACACGAUUUGUCGUUACGACGGCAAUCAGCACCUGUGCUGUCCCGCCCGGCGCGCCUCGCCGCGACCACGCGAGCUCGGUUGCGAGCCGCUGACCCCACGCAGAGCGCCCUCACACUUCACCAUCGCUCAACGGAUCGCCUGGGACAAAUGCAUGGCGAACCAGCAGUACAUCAAACCGUGCGUGGCGGGGAAGGACACCAGGACAGGGAGAGUGGACAAACACCGCCUCAUCAGAGUGACGCGCUGCCACAUCCCGGAGAACCGGUUCAGGAUAGCUGGUGGAGAUCCCGCCAUUUACAAGGAGUUCCCGCAUAUGGCUGCGCUGGGCUUCUACAACGAGACAGCGUACGACGUGGAGUGGGUGGGGGGAGGCUCCCUCAUCGACGAGCGGUUCAUCCUCACCGCGGGACACGUGCUAAUUGACCCACAGAAUCGCCCCCUACGGUACGCGCUGCUGGGCACCGUGAACAAGACGGACGUGCGCAACGGCAGCCUGUACAACGUGGUGCGCAGGAUCCCGCACCCGCUCUACGACUACUCCACCAAGCAGAACGACAUCGCGCUCGUGGAACUGGACAGGCCGGUGAUGAUGUCGGAGUUCAUCCGACCGAUCUGCCUGCCCGUGCCCAGCUUCCAGACGGACAACAGCCGCCGGACCAUCGCCGGAUGGGGCCGGACCAGCCAAAACUCCGGACCCUCGCAAAUUCUACACAUGACCGACGAAGUGUUUAUAGCCGACCACUCAACCUGCACGAAGCUGGAAUCCAACACAAAAUUCCAUUACAACUCCACCACCACCAUAUGUGCGAAGGGUUCUAUCCAGAACAUGGUCAAAUCUGCGGAUACUUGCGAAGGCGACAGCGGCGGGCCCCUGAUGCUGCUGCUGGAGAAGUCCCUGUGCUCGUACGCGGUGGACGGCGUGGUCUCCUUCGGGCCGCACUGCGGGAGCGGGGAGGCCGCCGUGUACUCGCGCGUGGCGGCCUACCUCGACUGGGUCGUGCGCACCGCGUGGCCCGACGACUGGCAGCGACUGCAACGUGCCGACUACGACUGACCACGACCAGGCCAAUAGGGAUGAUGACAGAUUUUUAAAUUGUAUAUAAAUUAAGAGUAUGCUAAUAGUAAAGCAAUUUUGUAAAAGUAACAGGGUAUCUGCGAUCAUUACUUUCGGAGCUACAGGGAUUUAAAGGGUCAGAUUUGCGGCGCUGCCGCGGAUCCCUGAAAAACGCCCCAUACAAAAUGGUACGAUAUAUAAUGAUCGUUUGAUUUGUAUGAGCGUUAAACAAAAUCACUAAUAUCUUUGUUAUUUGUGCGUUUAUGUUUAUUGUUCAUGUAUUGAAAAGUGUCAUAUUUAAUAAGGAAGCUAAAACUAUAUGAAUUUUCAUCUAAUUACGAUAAAAGAUUUUUAAUAGAUUUUGAGAUUUUAUAAUCUCAUUUAUUUUGCAAAUAUCCAGACAAUCUUUGCUUUUUAUGUAUAAAUUAGUUAACAAUUACCUUAUUUACCCGAAUGUAUCGUAAAAAUCAAUAUAUUCAAACCUAGUCAUCAUCCCCAUUGUAUACUUUACUUGUAAAUGUUUAUAAUAAAUAAGUGGCCGGGCUGAUAACGAAACGAAUAACGUUCAAGGGUAACUGUCAUCUUUGACAGUUAUAUUUAAACCACUCGUUACUGUUACACAUGCUCUAAAAUAGCAUGCUAAAACAUGCUAUCAAGUAUGCUCCAUACGAGCAUGCUUAUCAUCAGUUUACAUUCUACUAGCAAUAAUCAUGCUAUUUUUAAAUAUGCUCCUGAAUAAGCAUGCUCAAAGUAAACAUUCCAAUUACACAUGCUAAUUUGUAUCGCUCUCUAUCUAUAGUAUCGUGUUCGACAGGGAGAGAUGAAGGUGAAGAGAAUACACAAUAGCAAUGCUGAUCGACUAGCAUACUCAGUAAGCAAACCUGUUCAGACGCGCUAGUAGCAUGCUCAUAAAUCGCACAUCUGUUGAGCAAGCUCAAAAUAAGAAUGCCCAUUAUUAGCAAUGUUGCAAUACACAUGCUAAUAAGUAGCAACUGCUCAAUAGUAGCAUGCUUUCGUGCUUGAAAUGAGCUUGUGUAACAGCUUUAUUCAAUUGUCAACAUCCCUUGCAACGAUAUACGUCCCGAAUAGCUAAUUUUCGUCAAAUA